AAGUAUCAUUCUAUCAAUCAAAGAAUACACACUCCCCACAAUUAAGCCAUAGUGCACAAAGCUUUUACAAGAAAUUGAAAAGUCAAUAUCCAAAUUCAUCAAUUAAUUGCUAAACUUCAAUUCGCAAUCAUGCAAAACCAACAACCCUCCGGUAUCAUCAACCCUAAGUAUUGUGCUCCAUAUAAUGUCGACCUAGCAAUUGUGAGAAAGGUCUUGGCAUUAACUGAUAGCUUUACCGUCACCGAUGUCAAUGGCCAAAUUGUUUUCAGCCUUAAGGCCUCUCUCAUGACCCUCCAUGACCACCGUGUCUUGCUUGACGCCGCCGGAGAACCCGUCGUCACACUACGCCGGAAGUUAAUGUCUGCUCAUGAUCGGUGGCAAAUUUUCCGUGGUGAAAGCACGGAGCCGAAAGAUUUGAUCUUUAGUGUGAAGCGAUCGUCCUUUUUCCAGCUGAAGACGAAAUUAGAUGUGUUCUUAGCCAAUAAUACUAAAGAAGAAGUAUGUGACUUUAAGGUGAAAGGAAGUUGGUUCGAACGAUCUUGUGUUGUUUAUGCUGGUGAAUCUCUGAACAUUGUUGCCCAGAUGCAUAAGAAGCACACUGUUCAAAGCAUUGUGUUUGGAAAAGAUAAUUUCAUGGUUACAGUGUAUCCAAAUAUUGACUAUGCAUUCAUAGUGGCACUGAUUCUGAUUCUUGACGAAAUUCACAAAGACAUGAAAAAUCAAUGAUUAUUGAGCUUUCUGUUUAUGACUUCCUCUGAGUUCUCUGGUUGUCAUAAAAAAGUUCAUCAAAAGUUGUACGUGACAUAGAUAGUCAACAUGCAAGUUCUAAUUUCUUGCCGUCCUGUAUACUUCUUCAGUCCUGUAAUAAAUAUUGUAAAGUGUAAGGAAAAAAAUCUGAAAAAAAUAUCAUUUUAAUUUUUCAAUAUUGUAAACUUAUUUUU
Messenger RNA from Glycine soja, 941 nucleotides. RefSeq names its product protein LURP-one-related 15-like. The transcript is spliced from 3 exons. NCBI's taxonomy places the organism in Eukaryota, Viridiplantae, Streptophyta, Magnoliopsida, Fabales, Fabaceae. The coding region runs from base 130 to 726 and encodes 198 amino acids. The record is from RefSeq and is a predicted model, not a curated record.